Messenger RNA from Hippoglossus stenolepis (Pacific halibut), 4109 nucleotides. It is a transcript of the gene ankrd13a, whose product is annotated as ankyrin repeat domain 13A. Gene Ontology annotation, cellular component: cytoplasm. The transcript is spliced from 15 exons. The coding region runs from base 227 to 2032 and encodes 601 amino acids. Gene Ontology annotation, molecular function: protein binding. The record is from RefSeq and is a predicted model, not a curated record. Lineage: Eukaryota; Metazoa; Chordata; Actinopteri; Pleuronectiformes; Pleuronectidae.
GCUGGCACUUCCUUGUUCAAAAGUUUUAUUUAGGGAAAGCUUUGGACAAAAGUUGGUCACCGGUCCUGGACGAUUUUCGACGCUGCUGUAGUCAAACAUUUAGAAUAUGGGUCACACUCGUCGUACAUGUUGGCAGUAACAGCGCACAGCUAGCGCAGGUUCCCCAUAUGGCUGUGGCCACCAGAAGCGGGCCGACGUUGCACUGAGAGUGUCCGCAAAGAGGAAGAUGUCCACGGCUAACGUUAGCGAUGACAUCCGUGGGAAGUUCCCCCUGCACUCCGCGGUGUGGGAGAACGACUACAGGCGACUGGAGGAACAAGUAACGAUAGCGGAGAAUGACAUCGAGGCCGCGGAUCCCAGAGGUCGAACCCCUCUGCACUUGGCUGUGUCACUCGGGCACAUGGAGUCUGUGAGAGUCCUUCUGAGACACGGUGCUGAAGUGACAAAAGAAAAUGCCAACAACUGGACAGUGCUGCAGGAGGCGGUCAGCACUGGAGAUCCAGAGAUGGUUCAGUUAGUGCUUCAACGCAGAGACUACCUCAAAGCCUCCACUGCGCUGGGAGGAGUGCCUGAGCUGCUGGCAAAAAUCCGAGAGUCGCCAGACUUCUACAUGGAAAUGAAAUGGGAAUUCACCAGUUGGAUCCCUCUUCUGUCCCGAGUUUGUCCAAGUGACGUUUGUCGCAUUUGGAAAAGUGGCGCCAGCCUACGAGUGGACGCCACUCUUCUAGGCUUUGAAAACAUGACAUGGAUCAGAGGGCGCAGAAGCUACAUCUUCCGAGGGGACGAUUCAUAUGCCGAGCUGAUGGAGGUGAAUCACGAUGAUGAAGUGGUGGACACAGAGCGCUUCAACAUCUCCCAAGAAAUUGAGGAUGUCACACUGGAGUCAAUGCAGCCAGCUGAGCAGGAAGUUGCCAAGAGGUUGACGACCCCCGUUGUCAACACCUUCCUGGACACCAAGGAUAUCGCUUUUGAGAGGAACAAGUCUGGGAUAUGGGGCUGGAGAACGGACAGAACAGAAUUGGUCAAUGGAUUUGAAGCAAAGGUUUUCAGUGUGAACAAUGUAAAUGUGGUAAUCAGGACGAGGACAGAGCAUCUCACAGACGAGGAGAAAGCCAGAAUAAAAAGUGAGAGGAACGUCCUGGAGUCUCUGCUGGGGACUGUGGAGCAGCACAUAAGUGCACAAGGGGAUCUAACUCUUGAGUAUGCAACUGCCACCAAUCCCACUGCCAUCACUCCAGAGGAAUAUUUUGAUCCCGACUUUGACCUCGGGAACAGAGACAUCGGCCGACCCAUUGAACUCAGCAUUAGAACCCAGAAAUUCAAAGGUACAUUGUGGAUGAGUGAGGAUCAUCCCCUGUCCUUGGUGGAGCAGGUGACCCCCAUAAUUGACCUCAUGGCCCGGACGAGUUCCCAUUUCGCACGGUUACGGGACUUUGUAACCCUAAAGUUUCCUCCUGGAUUCCCUGUUAAAAUAGAGAUUCCGCUGUUUCAUGUGCUGAAUGCCAAGAUUACAUUUGGUAAUGUAAAUACAUGCAGUACUGAAGAGGAGGCGAGCACAACGCCAGCAGCCACGCCAACAUCUUCAGGGGAAGAGGAAGAAGCUGCAGCACUCCCUCUGUUUAAGGUGUGCCCCUCAGUGUUUGUGGUGCCGGUCGGUUACCUCCGCCGAGGAGGCACACGCCACACGCCCGUGUCAAACAAUGACGAGGAGCUCUUGCAGUAUGCCAUCCAUCAGAGUCUCCUGGAGUCUCGCAGAGUCUCGGGCCAGGAGGGGAUCAGUGAGGAUACAGAUGGGGAAUUCACUGACGCAAUCCCCAGAAGCCAGAGUGACAGGAGUAUCCCAGAGGGGGUGCUAGUGGAAUUUGGAGACACCUCCAGCGCUACCAGCUCCGUCUCUGCCUCCAGCCCUGACUCAGACCUCCGCCUGGCCAUGGAGCUCUCCGCCCGAGCUCAGGAGGAAGAGGAGAGGGCGAGGAAGCAAGAGGAAGAGGACCUGGAGAGGAUACUGCAGCUGUCGCUCACCGAGAAGUGAAAGGAAUAAGAGGGAAUAAUAAUAAUAAUAAUAAUAAUAAUAAUGUAACUUUUCCAGAUCCAGAAACAACAACAACAACAACAACCACCACACCUCAGUUUACCUUCCCAACCACUGUCUAUGCAACUGCAGAAUUCUCUCUGUAAGAGAUCGUUCUUGCACAUGCAAUAUCAAACUCACAAUAUCUGAUAUUUUCCAAAAGGUAUUUUUGGUAAGAGCAUACUCCUUUUUAUAUGAUAUUUCUAUCUCAGCAUAGUUUGUCUCCUCACUCGAGCUUCAUUUGUGGACUCGUUGAGAUAGAUUCCAGUGGGUUCUACUUUUUAUUUAUUUAUUUUCUUUUUCCUACUCAGAAUCAGAGCAGCAACCCACGGUGUGUCGGUGGACUCAUCAUCCUGAGUGCAGUUAUGGUUCUGUGAAGUAAAAUAUUUGACCACUCUAGGUGAUCACAUGUAGUGUUGACACUCAGAUGUGACACUUUAGGUGGCAUUGUUUUUUAAUUUCCUAGUACCUGUCGCCUACUGUGGCCCUUAAGGGACAGAUCACAGGGUUUUCACUGGGAAGUUCUCCUGCAGAGUUGAGGACCACAGGCUCACUGAACAAUAGAAAUCUCAGGGUUCAAAUUGUACACAUUUUCCCAUCACUUUGGAAAUGUAGUUUGUUAAUCAGUUGUAAAACUCGUGUAAAUUGUUGCCUGGUAAACAUUUCUUUGGUGCGAAAUGGUAUUCUGAAUAUCACUCUAUGCCAUACCAACAUUAAGUCAGAGAGAUUGGUUAUUAAAGUUAAAAGUUCAUAAUUAAGGGGUUAGGGUUAGAUUCUUGUACUCUGUGAAUGUCUCCUCUGCAGAUGUUUAAACAAAAUCUUGUGGCUGUGAGGGAAACGUUAUAUUGGCUGCAUAGUGAUGUAGCCAUAGGAUGGGGGUUUAACUUUCCCGACCUGAUUUAUUUUUUUCUUCCAUUUGUACAUUUUCUCUGAUUUUCUGGUCGGACAGGAAAUAUUUCUGUUAACUGUCACCAAGCAUCUUCAAGCGUUUUUCACCUCAGUUCAAAAUGCAAUAGCUGAGACCGGUCUGUCUGUGGAUGUCACGCGCCUAAGGGGCGUCACACGACCAAUGUUGCAGUGAUUUUUCUGAUUCCUAAAGGCAGCCAGCCUUUUGUAGCCAUGAACAACUUUCGACCUCUGAGCAGAAGAGAACAUUGCACAGGGUCAAAGGUCAAGCAUGCCCGCCACAUGCAGGUUCUUUCAGCAUGUGCCAAUGGAUCGCUUGCUCUGAGUGACGCCUGCUGAACUUUCUGAGGAGUUAAUUUUGUAACUUAGAAACAAGAUGUUGUGGGUAUUGCUGAUUAACAUGCAUUAACCACUAUACUUGAUUUUACUGACAGCCAACCACUCGGAGUGGCAAGAAAAAUAUGCAAAACCUUUGGAAUCACCUCAUUUUCUGCAGUAAUUUGUCAUAAAAUGUGAUGUGAUCACAAGAUCAGACAGACAUAAUGUGCUUAAGGUAAUAACACACAAAUAUUUAUAACGUUUAGUGUCUUUAUGGAACAUACAGAUCAAACAUGCAGAGUGCUGGAGGAAAAAUAAGUGAACUCUUGGCUUUGAUGACUGGUUUCGCCUCUUUUGGCAGCAAUAUCCUCCAACAAGUGUUUUCUGUAGUUUCUGUAGCUGCAGAUCAGACCUGCACAACAUUCAGGAGGAAUUCCAGAUCAUUUUUCACACAGAACUGCUUCAGUUCAAACUUCUUAACAUGUCAGGUGUGUAAUUGUAACUUCAAUGAAGAUCUGACCACAUUUUAAGACACACAAACUCACCUUAUUCCACAGGUUUCACUCACUUUUUCUUGCCACUUAUCAAAGGUCUCUGUGUUGCUGCGUCUGACUUGCAGGGGCUUCCGCUGAAAAUCUUUAACAAUGAUCAAAUUGCCAAACUGCUGAACACUAGACUGGCUAGCUUUGGCUAAUAACAUGCAGAACUUUGUAAUGCACUGCUCGAGCUGCAAAGUUGUUUUUUAAUAUGUUAAAACUUUAGGAACGUGUUGCUUUCAAAAUGUUGUUUUUAAAAUAAAAGCACUUUAUUUCCA